ACAAGCACAGACGACUCAUGGACUCAUGGUCCCCUUCCAUCUGAUCUGAGCUCGCCCCGUCUCUCUCCAAUCUUGUGCAGCUCUCCCAAAACCCCUCAAAAGUGGAGGCGUGUUCAAGUGUGUAUGAAUCUGAGCACAGAGACACGGAGCUCAGAGACACAGAGCUGUGGCAGAAGGCUACAAGGCGCGAAACUUCUUUGACCGGAACAGAGCGCCCCGACUGUGCCGGUGACCAUGGUGAAGGAAGAGGAGAUCGUCGCGGAGGCGGGAGGGCGAGGCUACAUGGACUUGCUCGGUCUCGGAGGAGAGGACUACUUGCUGUGCAUGUCCCCUUCCUCCUACUUCUCUUCCAGCGUCGUCUCCACCGCCACGACCACCAGUGCCACUCCCGCCGCCGCGUCGUCUCCUACCUGCUCCUCCUACCUCGACCUGGCUCCGGCUUAUCACCAGAUGCUGAGCUUCGCCGGCCAAGGGCAGUACCAUGGUGGUGAUGGCAUCUUUGGCUUGCAGUACUACGGCGGUGAUCAGGCGAUUCCGAUGGCUGUUCCUGUUCCGCAGAAGUCAAGCCCAACCACGGAGUGCUCCUCCUCCAUCUCCUCCAUGUCGUCCUCGCCGCCGGCGACAACAGUCUCGGCCAUCUCCAGCCCAAAGCCACAGGCUUUCAAGAAGAAGGGAUCGAGAAGCAGUGGUCAAAGAAAGGCUGCGCCUGCUGCUGUUGCUACUACUGCUGCUACGAACAAGAGGCCCAGGGUGAGGAAGGAGAAGCUCGGGGAGAGGAUCAUAGCUCUGCAGCAGCUGGUUUCUCCAUUCGGAAAGUCUGAUACCGCCUCCGUUCUGCACGAGGCGCUCGGAUACAUACGCUUCCUGCACGACCAGGUUCAGGCUCUGAGCUCGCCGUACAUGCAGCAGCGCCAGCCGGUCUCGGCGCACGCUCCGCUGUGCUCGUACUCUGCUGCUGCAUUGUGGCAGGCGCCGGAGAGCGCGGCCGGGACGGUGGUGGAGCCGCCGCGGCCGACGAGCGACCUGAGGAGCCGGGGGCUGUGCCUGGUGCCGAUCGCGUGCACGGAGCAUGUCGCCGGCGGCGUUCACGGCCACGGCCACGGCAACGGCGCCGACCUCUGGUCCGUGGCGGCGGGGAUGGCGAAGGCGGCCGCGGAGAACAAGGCUGCUGCUGCUGUCGGAGCGCUGCCUGGUGGUGGUCAUGGUCACCACGGGCACCUGGCCUAGCUGACCGACCGCGACACACUUAGCUUUACAGAUUAUGUGCGGGGUUAAGGCUUUAAUCAGGCUCUUUUGGAGGGGUUUAAUCAGUUCCCGUACUCCCAUCAACUUUUGCUUAAAGUAAAACUUUUGGGAGGGGCUGCUGCUGCUUUUGCUGGAAAAGGGCGCGGGGAUCCAUAUUUCCGCAGAUGCCACAGCGCAUCAGGCAGGGUGUGUGUAUAUUUUGGAGGGGGGUUUCUUCAGAUUAGCAGUAGAGAGAAGACAGCGAUGCGACGAUGCCGAGAUCUUGGGCACGAAUGUCUCUGUGGUGUCACGCCUCACGACAGGCAUUGAAUGAAUGUUGCUGCAGCCGAGA
This is a messenger RNA of Setaria italica (foxtail millet), 1576 nucleotides long. Its product is annotated as transcription factor bHLH113. The transcript has 7 exons. NCBI's taxonomy places the organism in Eukaryota, Viridiplantae, Streptophyta, Magnoliopsida, Poales, Poaceae. Gene Ontology annotation, molecular function: protein dimerization activity; RNA polymerase II cis-regulatory region sequence-specific DNA binding; DNA-binding transcription factor activity, RNA polymerase II-specific. The coding region runs from base 235 to 1227 and encodes 330 amino acids. Gene Ontology annotation, biological process: regulation of transcription by RNA polymerase II. The record is from RefSeq and is a predicted model, not a curated record. Gene Ontology annotation, cellular component: nucleus.